This is a messenger RNA of Ambispora gerdemannii, 1383 nucleotides long. NCBI's taxonomy places the organism in Eukaryota, Fungi, Glomeromycota, Glomeromycetes, Archaeosporales, Ambisporaceae. The record is from the annotation of a GenBank genome assembly.
AUGGCGUUAGAAAGUGUGUAUGAGACAAAAGUGUUUGAUCUUCUUUUAAAUUUCCAUGGGGGCGUAAAUCACGGUGCUCCGGUUGCUGCAUUCGAUCAUAACGACAAUAACGAUCAUAACGGCGACUUAUAUAGUCUCUUUCCGCUUACUGCUACAACCACUCCAUAUCAUAAACCACACGAGAAUUUUAGCUCGAUUCAAAGAAAUCGUCAUCAUCGAAAUUCUAUUGCUCCUGGUUUUUAUUCAGCCACGACAACUCCAUAUAUAGGCGCUACCGGUGACGAUUUCUCGAACCCUAUCAACAACAAUUUUCUCUUUUUUUCACCUAUUAUUACAACUCCGACUUCGCCAUCUUUGAGUAGAUUUGAUUUACAUCCGAAUCCACCAGUUGUACCAUCUCAAUUAGGAGGUGGAUUGUCAACAAGACAAUCAACUACCAAUUCAAUCACAGACAGUAUUAUCAUAUCGCCGGAAUUAACUUAUCUCAGUUCGCCAAUAUUAAUUGAUACUCCUGCUAGUUUUUUCCCCCCGUUGGCUUCAACAUCGCCAAGAGUUGAACAGACUCCCAGUUAUUCCUCUGAGAUUUUAUCAACUGCUCCUUCGACCGCAGUAAAUACUCCUUAUACUGGUCCUCUAUCGACAUUCACAGAAGAAGCUGCUUUGAAUUCGAAUAAUAUUAAUAACAUUACGUCAUCCUCAACUCCUAGUAUCGAAAAAUCUACGUUGUUAAAUAAACCUAAACGACCAAGAGUAUCAAAUCCUUUCGCUGAACUCAAUUUCAUAUCUCCUUCUUCUACACUUACCAUAAACAUGGCUUCUGUAUCACCAACUAAUACAGUCGAUAAGCCAACCGAAGAAAAAAUUAUUGGAGAUGUGGACUUGUCUACAAUCAUUCAAGAUGAUGGACAAGAGGAAAGUUCGAAGACCACCGUUAUGAACACAUCUCCUGUCACCACUGUUCUCUCCGAUCAAACAAAUCCUCGUCCGGUGCCAAUUAGACCUCGUCCGGACGAGGAUCAAAAACAAGAGGCACCUCGAAAAAGAAGAAAAAGUGACGAUGGAUCCAUGGAAAUUGACCAGGAAGGAGAUUCAGAGCCCGAUGAUGCUAAUGGCAAAACUUACGUAUGUUCCAAAUGUGGUCGCGGUUUCCAAAGAAAAUUCAAUAUGCAAACACACGAAUCAACUCACGACCCAAAUCGAGUCAAACCAUUCGCAUGUGAUUUCCCGAGCUGUGGAUCAAGAUUCACACGAAAACACGAUCUUAAACGACACAUUAACGGGAUUCACAAAGGAGAAAAGGUUCAUGAAUGUAACGCCUGUCAGAAACCAUUUAGUCGAAAGGAUGCUUGGAAGCGACACCAGUCUUCUUGCGGCAAAAACUAG